AUGGAGGCGGGUUGUUUAUUCAAAACAUUGUUAGCCACAAAUUGGAUAUUAUUCUUAUGGGAUCAAUAUAUUACUUGGAGACAAUAUAAGUGAGUUUUUAUUUUCAGAUAAAUCAUUAUUAAAAUGGAAUAUUUUAGAGUUCAUUUGGAGAAUGUGAAACGACCAAAAGAAGUCGAAGAAUUGAUUAGUGAAGAAGAAUACAAAAAAGCGAGAGACUACAAAAUGGAUAAUCAUACUUUUGGAUUUGCUCAUGGAAUUUUUAACCAAAUUUUGUCUACGGUACGAAUUUCGUUUCUUCAAAUGUUAAACGUUUUUGAAAUUUUCAGGUUCAACUUGUUUAUGGAUAUUAUCCUUUAUUAUGGUAUGCAACUGCUGGUUUUCCAUUCCAUUCUUCUGUGUUUUUGGUGACAAAUUCGAUAAUUGAAACUUUCAUUGAUUUACCAUGGGAUCUGUGAGUUCAUUUUUUAUUCGAUCAUUCAUUUCCAAAAUGAAAUGUUGUUCAGAUAUUCGACAUUUGUAAUUGAAGAAACACAUGGUUUCAACAAACAAAAAGUUGGUUUUUAUUUUGUGGAUAAAAUCAAGAAAAUGCUUGUUGGAUUUGUUUUAACAAUGCCGAUUGUUUAUGGAAUUGAAUGGAUUGUUGAAAAUGGCGGUCCAUAUUUCUUUGUUUAUAUUUGGGUGUUCCUUUCAAUUGUUGUUUUAUUACUUAUGACAAUAUAUCCUGCUUUUAUCGCUCCACUUUUCGAUAAAUAUUUUGCACUUCCGGAUGGAGAAUUGAAGACUAAAAUCGAAAAAUUGGCUGCUUCUUUGAAUUAUCCAUUGACAAAGUUAUAUGUGGUAAAUGGUAAGAUUUUUGUGAAAUUUUCCUUGAAUAAAAAGCGAUGAUAAGAUUUCCCAAUAAAAAAUUAAAUUUAAUAGAAAUUAAAAUACGAAAAUUAUCAUAUAGUUUUAAGGAUCAAAAAGAUCGGCUCAUUCAAAUGCUUACAUGUAUGGUUUCUGGAAGAAUAAACGAAUUGUUCUUUAUGAUACUUUAUUGAGUGGAGAAGAAAAAGAAAAAGUAUUGGCACUUUAUAAAGAAUCUGGAGAAACUGUUGAAGAAGAUGAAAAGGAUAAAAAACGAGGAAUGAAUUCGGAUGAAGUUGUUGCUGUUUUAGGACAUGAACUUGGACAUUGGGCAUUAUGGCAUACUGCUAUUAAUUUGAUUAUUAGUGAGUUUUUCUUCAAAAAAGAAAAAGUGAAAAUUUGAUUAUUUCAGCUGAAGCAAAUUUGUUCUUCUCUUUUGCCGUUUUCGCAUAUUUCUACAAAUGGGAACUUCUUUAUCAGGUAAAUAAAUAGUUACAUCUAUUUUUAUAUGGUCCCUUUUUUCUAGGCAUUUGGAUUCCAUGAUACACCAACUGUUAUUGGAAUGAUGCUUGUUUUCCAAUUUGUUUUGGCACUUUAUAAUCAGGUAAAUUAAUUAAUGACAUUUUCGAAAAAUAAUCGAAUUAAUUUUAGAUUGCCAGUUUGGGAAUGGUUGUACAUUCAAGAUCGGCUGAAUUUGGAGCUGAUGAAUUUGCGAAUAAACUUGGAUAUGGUGAUAACUUGAUUGGUGCUCUUACAAAACUCGGAGUUGUGAGUUUGUUUGAAAAACAUUCAAAAUAAUGGGAAAAUUCUAGUAAUAAGGUAUCGGAAAAUGAUGCUUUCGAUACAGAUUUCUGAAAUAUACUAACAAUAAGAAUUAUGAAUAUAUUUUUUCUUGAAAUUUUUAAUCUCCAGAUUAGUCUAGAAUUUUUAUUUUUGCAGCAGAAUUUCUAACGAACGCUCGAAAUUCAAAAUUUUUAAUUUAAAAAGUUCAUGAAAAAAUCUAAUACUUCCAAAUAUUUUGUUCCGAAUAUCAAAUCAAACAAAAAUGUCUCAUUUUUCUAGGAUAAUUUGUCAAUGCCAAUCAAUGAUUCUCUUUAUUCUUGGUGUACUCAUACACAUCCACCAGUUGUUGAAAGAGUUGCAGCUAUUCGUCGACUUCAAGCUAAAUUACAAUAA
Messenger RNA from Caenorhabditis angaria, 2019 nucleotides. NCBI's taxonomy places the organism in Eukaryota, Metazoa, Nematoda, Chromadorea, Rhabditida, Rhabditidae. The record is from the annotation of a GenBank genome assembly.